Messenger RNA from Sclerotinia borealis F-4128, 2118 nucleotides. The record is from the annotation of a GenBank genome assembly. NCBI's taxonomy places the organism in Eukaryota, Fungi, Ascomycota, Leotiomycetes, Helotiales, Sclerotiniaceae.
AUGGCAACUUCUCACAACUCACUCCGGGAUCGUCAGAUCAGAUCAAUCGAACGCAUGCUAAACUUGAAUCAUGACUCUCCCGAAUCUGCGAAUGCCCACGAUCAACAUUCACACACUGGAAUUGCAGUUCCAUCCGUGCCGAUUCUGAAUGAAGAUGGAGAACCAAUAUGGAAGGUCUUGGUUUUCGAUGACUUAGGGCGAGAUGUUAUAAGUAGUGUACUACGAGUUAGUGACUUAAGGGCAUGGGGAGUUACAAUGCAUAUGCAUAUAUCAGCAAAUCGUCACCCUAUUCCAGAUGUACCUGUACUAUACUUGGUUGAACCUACCGAAGCCAAUCUAAAGGGCAUCACAAGUGAUCUCUCGAGAGGUCUCUAUUCCCCGGCCUACAUUAAUUUUCUAUCCUCAAUACCCCGCGCAUUACUGGAAGCUUUCGCAAAACAAACUGCGGAAGCUGGAACAUCAGAGAACAUUGCUCAAUUCUUCGAUCAAUAUCUGAAUUUCAUUGUGGGAGAACCGGAUCUGUUUAGUCUUGGGAUGAGAAAAGAGAAUACAUACUGGGCAUUAAACAGCGCAAAGACAAAGGAUGAGGAGUUAGACAAUGUGGUUGAUAGGAUCGUGAGCGGACUAUUCAGUGUUAUGGUUACAAUGGGGGUCAUGCCAAUAAUUCGAUGUCCUCCUGGUGCAGCCGCAGAAAUGAUUUCUGCUAAACUCGAUCGAAAGUUACGAGACCACAUCCUAAAUUCAAAAGACAAUCUUUUCUCCGCACCAAGCAAUCGACAAUCAACUACUGCGCCUUCUUCUCGACCUGUUCUUAUUAUCCUUGAUCGAAAUGUUGAUUUAAUACCUAUGCUGUCGCAUUCUUGGACAUAUCAGUCACUCGUACACGAUGUUCUCAAGAUGAAGUUAAAUCGAAUUACCGUCGAGACACCAAUAGAUGAGGAGAAUCCAGCAAAGGGUACAACUAAAAAGGCUUACGAUUUGACUGCAAAUGACUUCUUUUGGGCGAAAAAUUCUGCUGUACCAUUUCCACAGGUAGCUGAAGAUAUUGAUGCAGAAUUGAUGCGAUAUAAGGCCGAUGCAAACGAUAUAACGAAGAAGACUGGAGCUUCUUCCAUAGAAGACCUUCAAAACGAUACGAGUGCUUCAGCACAACAUCUGAAAGCCGCCAUUACCUUACUUCCCGAAUUGAGAGAGCGAAAAGCUGUGCUCGAUAUGCACAUGAAUAUAUUAGCUGGACUUUUGAACGGCAUAAAGGACCGACAGUUGGACAACUAUUACCAAAUGGAGGAAACUAUCAUGAAGCAGACGAAAGCACAAAUGCUUGAGGUCAUAAACGAUCCAGAUAAAGGCAAAGAGCCAACUGACAAAUUGAGGUUAUUCAUCAUAUGGUACUUGAGUACCGAGCAAGAAAUUACAAGAGCAGAGAUGGAUAAUUUUGAAGAGUCAUUGAAAACCGCAGGUGCUGAUACUACAUCUCUAGCAUACGUUAAACAAGUUCGCACCACAACCCGCAUGACUAUGCUCACUACAGCCCCUACACCCGCUUCUCAACCAUCAAGCACAUCCGGCGACCUUUUCCGGGGUUUCUCUUCCAUUUCUUCCCGCCUUACCACAUCCCUCAAGGAAACCGGCAUCACCACCAAUUUUGAUAAUAUCAUUUCCGGGGUGAAGAACUUCCUGCCCGCAAACCGUGAUCUUACCGUUACGAAAAUUACAGAAUCGAUCAUGGAUCCCUCAUCAGCUUCUAGCUCCGCCAUCGCAAAGACGGAAGAUUACCUCUACUUUGACCCUAGAUCCGCAAAUACAAGAGGUACCGUACCUCCGGCAAGUGUCAGCAGAAGAAAUGAAAUGCCAGGGGGUCUGCAAGGACCGGGUAUCACACCUAGUUUUGGGAUGCGCAGACAAGGAUUUAGUGAGGCGAUUGUCUUUACGGUUGGUGGGGGGAGUAUGGAUGAAUAUGGUAAUUUGCAAGAGUGGACGAGGAGGAUUAAUAAGGAGGGCGGGGGUGGAGGAAGCGGGAUGGGGAAAAGGAGGGUGGUUUAUGGAAGUACGGAGUUGGUUAAUGCAGAGGAGUUUCUGAGUGGGGAGUUGGGAAUGCUAGGUGGUGAAUGUUCGUAG